CUUUUUCUGCCUCUCCCUCCUCUUAACCUUAACUUUGAAAACUUCCCAAAUAAGGUCUAAGUCACUGAGCACUCAGGUUUCCAAAGCCUGCACAGGAAUCCGUGAAGGCAACAGUUGCCAGUUAAAGAAAUAACACCAUGAGGGAAACAUUCCUCAGCCUUUGCUGGGAGCUCCCACCUCCUUCAGCCUGUCCCUGCACUGGGCAGCUGCCCAGACGGGUUUGAGCUCGGGGCUGGGAAAGGUUUGGCACAGGAAUUCCCGGUACUUUUGCUCCAGGCCAGGAAGGGUUUGGCACGGGAAUUCCCGGCGCUUUUGCUCCAAGAGAGGAAAGGUUUGGCACGGGAAUUCCCGGUGUCUGAAGCCAAGCGAGCGCUGCAGGUUGAGGACAGAAGGUGCACCCUCUGCUUUCCCUCCUUUGCCAUUGUUUUGUGCAGCAGCAGGGAACAGAUCAAACCCCUGUUGGUGUAGGUGCUUCCCUGGCUCAUAUCAGUUAAAUCCACCCAUUUCAGCUGCUCUCUGUCACUGCUGUCACACCUGAUUUUGCCUAGAUCAGCCUUGCACCCAAGGGCUCCUGCUUCCACCCCAGGGAUGCUGCAGGGCAACCUCCAGAGCUGAGAAUUAGGCUCAUGGGGAUAAUGAUUAUCUUGAAGAGUAAUUAUGACACCUUGAAGUACACUAGUGAGGCAGAAAGAUGGAUGUCUUGUUUGAGAAAGCCUCGAAUAUUACAAGGAAGUAGAGAAGAAAGUCACGGUGUUCACUCACUGCUGGGUCCCCUCAUCCUGCUCCUCCCUCCCUGCAAGCAGCAAUUCCCCCAGGGUGUCCUAUUCCCACCGCCACAUGGCACAGGGGGACUUUGCUGGCCAAAAAAUCACCAUCCAGCCACUGCAUGUGCCACCAAACCCCGCAUCUGGCAACCCUCAGGGAUUUUCCUCUGGGAUUUCAGCCCAGCUGCCCUGGAAGCAGCAGAAAGUACAGCUGGUGCUGACUCUUCCAGGCAGGAUCUUUUCUUACAGAAACACCUCUUUAAUGCACAACAGGCAUUGGGCAUGGCCCAAUGGUCUCUAACCCUGGUGACAAAGCCAUUGGUUAAAAUGUCAUUGGAAAAUCAGCCCUGCUGCUGCACAGCCUCCUGUGCCGGGCUGGCUGCCCACACUGCAGAGAGGGGAGAUGCUGAUCUGCUUCCAAUUUGCUUUUUGGAGCUCAUCGGACCUUCUACAUCGAGGAACAGUUUUCCUUUUAAGGUGGAACAGCAUGAGGUUUGUUCUCUUUCAAAAAGAUUUCUCCAAGAGGUUAUUUAGAGAUCCUCUUGUGGACGUGGUGCUGCUUUGCAUCCCACACACGUUGCUGGGAUAUGGGAUGAAGCGUUCUUGUGGAGCUGUUAAUUAACACCAGCUCGGGAGCUGUGCCAGAGCACAGCUCCAGGUACGUGGAUACUCCCCACUUAGCCAAGUGCUGCUCCCACUGACCUCCCAGCCUCGGGGAAUUUUGUUUGCCACUUUUUAUCCCAUCAGGUCAACGAGCUGGGUCUCAAGGGAACAGAAGUGAUUAUGGUAAGAAACUUUCAGAGGAGGAGCUGCCCUUCCACCCUCUGCUCCUUCUCGAAGGUUUCUUCUCCACGUGAGGCAUUCCCAGCUUUUUUCCAGGUUAAGCUCCACAAUGACAUUUUUCCCUGCCACAGCUUGUGAGUGUCAUCCACCUCCAGAUGCCUCUCACUUCUCUGCCCCGCUGGAGGGGUUCCUGGGAAGCAGGGAUGCAGCUUUCCUUGUGAUCUCCCACUCCACAGGCAUUUGAACAUUUUGUUUCCCUUUUCAUGAACUCAGAAGCCUUCAUUCAACUUCCCACAUGAACACUGGAUGGUGUUUUCCAUCUCACAAGUGCAUUAACCCAACGCCUUUCAGCAGCAGUAAAUCAGAGCUGAAGAACCAAAGGCCUCAGCAGCCAAAUCCAGCCCUGGAUCUGGUUUGCAUUUCCCUCUCCUCUGCAUGUUCUUAAUUAUAAUAUCACAGAACUGGGGGCUCCCACUGAGCAUAAAUAUGUAGGAUCAGCUGGCUGGAUUUGGAGCAUCUAAAUAUGCAUUUCCACCCCUCAGGAGCUGAGAACAGGAUGAGAGCUAAGGCCAACAUGGAAUUUAGCCAGUGCUUUAAGCAUCUUAUUUCCAGUGCAGGAGUUGCACAAAACAGUACUGAGGAGCUGCUAAAUCUGAGCUGCAGUGGAGAAGGGGAUGAGGCUCAGCUCGUAGGCAAAAGGCCUGGCCCAAAUCCUGCCCAGCCUGUCUGAGUCCUGCUCUGCGUCACACGAUGGGCUUUGUGCUUUGAAGAAACCCCAGCGACCCAACCAUGGGCAGGUCGUGCUGGGGACGCUCACACCAAACCCCUUCCCCUUCGUCCACUCCCCUGGUCCCAAGCAGCUGCUUUCUGCACCCCUUUGCCAUUGCUCCUGGUGCUUUGGGGGAAGAGAGGCUCAGGGAGCAAAACAAAAUGAGGGACGGACACAGAUACAGGAGAAGAGUAAGUUUGAUAAAAAUAUUGGUCUGACCUAGAAAACUCCAUGAGCCAAGUCCUUGGAAUCACAUCACACCAAAGCAAACAGCUCCCCCACCCUGCCAAGAAAAGCCAAAUUAUCUCCCAUUUUCAUGCAGAUUUCUUCACCAGCCCAUGCCAGUGGUGCCCACACGCUGCUCCCACGUCCCGUCUCCUCCCCACAGGCCGUGCCAUGAUCUCUGCUGUGCUGCUCCUCUGGACUGUGCCCUGCGUGGCAAACCACAUCCUGGGGGGCUUUGCCAGGCGGGAGCUGCAGGAGGGUGCCCAGCUGGCCUGCAGCCUGCCAGGGCCCCCCGGGCCCCCCGGGCCCCCCGGCGUGCCAGGGACCCCAGGGACCGUGGGCAGGAUGGGCUUCCCCGGCAAGGACGGCAAGGACGGCCAGGACGGGGAGAAAGGCGAGCACGGCGAUGAAGGUCCCCAGGGCAGAACAGGAAACCCGGGCAAGCCAGGCCCGAAGGGGAAAACAGGAGCCAUUGGCAAGGCAGGGCCCCGGGGGCCCAAGGGUUUAAAGGGCAGUCCUGGGAAAAACGGGGCCCCGGGGAAGAAAGGGCCCAAAGGGAGCCAGGGUGACCCUGGGCUGCCGGGGGCCUGCAGCUGCAGUGGCAGCAAAGCCAAGUCUGCCUUCUCCGUGGCAGUGUCCAAGAGCUACCCCAGGGAGCGGCUGCCCAUCAAGUUUGACAGGAUCCUGAUGAACGAGGGAGGACAUUACAACGCUUCCAGUGGGAAGUUCAUCUGCAGCAUCCCCGGGAUUUACUACUUCACCUACGACAUCACUUUGGCCAACAAGCACUUGGCCAUUGGCCUGGUCCACAACGGCCAGUACCGGAUCAAGACUUUUGAUGCCAACACUGGGAACCACGACGUGGCCUCUGGAUCGACCAUCCUGGCGCUGAAGCAGGAGGAUGAGGUGUGGCUGCAGAUCUUUUACUCAGAGCAAAAUGGGCUCUUUUAUGAUCCCUACUGGACAGACAGCUUAUUUACUGGAUUCUUGAUUUAUCCUGACCAAGAUUAUCUCAAUGAGGUAUAGGAUGAGGAGCUAUGGGGAAAAAAUAGGAAAUGGGCCUUGGUCCAAACAAAGUGUGGCCUUGCAUGGGACGUGUCUGGGAUUAUCAGAUGAUUCCACAUUUGCCUGUGGGAUUAUCAGGUGAUUGCACCCUGUAUUGGCUAUUCAGAAUUUACCUGAUGUCAUCAAGCCCACUGGGUACCAGAUUUCAGCAGCCUCAUGAAUGUCUCCAUCCCAAAGCCACCCAUUAUGUAUUCCAUGAUCAUUCCAACAUGCCAUGGACAUGUAAUUCAAAUGCUGGUGCAGAAUACUUUGGUUAUUACAUGGUUAUAAUAAAGCAUGAAACCAACAGUGAUUUCCUACA
Molecule: messenger RNA, 3907 nt
Organism: Corvus hawaiiensis (hawaiian crow)
Lineage: Eukaryota; Metazoa; Chordata; Aves; Passeriformes; Corvidae
Gene: C1QTNF2
Product: C1q and TNF related 2
Exons: 2
Coding region: 2548-3567 (339 amino acids)
Molecular function (GO): protein binding
Source: RefSeq, a predicted model, not a curated record